Messenger RNA from Corticium candelabrum, 894 nucleotides. RefSeq names its product copper homeostasis protein cutC homolog. The record is from RefSeq and is a predicted model, not a curated record. Gene Ontology annotation, molecular function: copper ion binding. NCBI's taxonomy places the organism in Eukaryota, Metazoa, Porifera, Homoscleromorpha, Homosclerophorida, Plakinidae. The coding region runs from base 1 to 780 and encodes 259 amino acids. The transcript is spliced from 8 exons.
AUGACACGAACGCGCGCUAGACGCUACGGCAACGGCAACAUGGAAGUGUGUGUUGAUUCUGUGCAAUCGGCUCUGAAUGCUGCGGAAGGAGGAGCUUUGAGGUUGGAGCUUUGUGCAAAUUUGAUGGAAGGAGGAACUACACCAACUACUGGCAUGUUGAAGAUCAUUAAAAGUGUUGUUGCUACACCUGUGUUUUCGAUAAUUCGUCCAAGGGGAGGGGACUUUCUAUAUGAUGAUCAUGAGUUUGCAGUGAUGCAGGAAAACGUAAAAGCUCUUAAAGAGGCAGGGAGUGAUGGUUUCGUAUUUGGUAUAUUGUGCAAGGAUGGUUCUGUUGACAGGAAAAGAUGCAGCAAUCUUCUAGAUCUCGCCAGACCAAUGCCAUCGACAUUCCAUAGAGCAUUUGAUAUGUGCAAUGAUUCAGUGGCAUCAUUGGAAAUGAUUAUUGAAUUGGGAUUUCAGCGCGUGUUAACAAGUGGCCAAGACGCAUCUGCAUUGGAUGGAUCACCACUUAUUGCAAAAUUAAUAGAACAGGCAAAGGGAAGAAUAACUAUUAUGCCAGCUGGGGGUAUUUCUUCUAGCAACUUGGGAAGAAUUUUGUCAACAACUGGUGCAAAAGAAUUUCACUGCUCAGCUCGUUCUACCGUUUCAUCUCAAAUGAUAUACCAGCAAAAAAAUGUUUUUAUGGGUGCAGCACUUCGACCACCCGAGUUCUUCACAAAGAUGUGUGCUGUUGCUAACUGCAAAGAACUGGUUUCUGUUUUUGAAAAGUAUUUGCAUUAAUUGUAUCGACUAUGGAUUCUGUGAUUUUGUUCAAUUGUCAAUGUACUAGAGUGUUUGAUGAGAUCUUGUCAUAUUCUGUUGACUGUCUAAUUAUAUAAGACGUUCAUACCUAGA